Contarinia nasturtii (swede midge) is the source of this 6641-nucleotide messenger RNA. Its product is annotated as voltage-dependent calcium channel type A subunit alpha-1-like. Gene Ontology annotation, molecular function: calcium ion binding; high voltage-gated calcium channel activity. The transcript is spliced from 34 exons. The record is from RefSeq and is a predicted model, not a curated record. NCBI's taxonomy places the organism in Eukaryota, Metazoa, Arthropoda, Insecta, Diptera, Cecidomyiidae. Gene Ontology annotation, cellular component: voltage-gated calcium channel complex; membrane. Gene Ontology annotation, biological process: calcium ion import across plasma membrane; chemical synaptic transmission. Bases 519 to 6113 code for a protein of 1864 amino acids.
AAAACAACAGUAUCCUCUUAACCGGACAAAAACCGGAUUUUGCCUAAAAAUAAAACAUGCGUACAGCUUUCAAUUUAUAACAACUCAUCGGUUUUGAUUUCAUUUUAUUUUCUUCAGUCGUGACGAUUUGAACGAUAAGCCGUUAAGAUCAACGAAACCAGUGCUUAACUCAGUAUGUUGAUAAGCUUUAUUCAAAAAUAAACAACAAAUUUUGAAUUCAAAAAUUGUACCAUUCGAUACUUUUGUGAUAUAAUUUUAAAAAAAUGUGCAGCUAGUGACACAAAAUUAUUAUAAAUUUCUGAUGAAAUGAUUGUUAUACAAAAUCAUUUAAUGCGCAAUGUAAUAUAGUGAAAUUCCAGUGGCUCUUUGUUUGACGAAUGUCAGUUUUGUUAACAGAAAGGAUUUUUGUGCCUCUCGAAUAUUCCGUGAUUAUUUGUUUGAAGAAAAUACAUCUAACAUUUAUAUGAUAAACAAAAAGAAACUUUUCUACAUUUUUAACGAUUGGACGUUAAUUGGCAAUGGAAUAUUUUAGGCUAGCGGCGCAAGAGGCAUCAGCACCAGCUCCGCAUGCCAAAGUAUCGACACAAACGAUGGCCACAUCACGGCAAAAUGUUAAAAUUGAAGUGAUACCUACCCAACCAAAUGUGCUUCCAAUGGCAGCCGGACCAACAUCAUUAUUUCUAUUCACCGAAGAUCAUCCCUUACGAAGACUUACACGAUUUAUUAUCGAAUGGCCACCAUUCGAAUACACAAUUCUUGCGACAAUCAUUGCCAAUUGCGUAGUUAUGGCUGCAGAACACCAUUUACCGGGUAAUGAUGAAGACAAACUCACAAAGAAAUUACAAGGAGGAAUAGAAACAGUUUUUCUAGUAAUAUUCAUAACUGAAGCGUCAUGCAAGAUAAUUGCAUUAGGUUUAAUUUUACAUAGAAACUCCUACCUCAGAAGCGCGUGGAAUAUCAUGGAUUUCAUUAUCAUUGUUACAGCAAUUAUGGCUCUAUUUCCGGCACUUCGUUCCAUGAUCGAUUUGAAAACUUUACAAGCCAUACGAGUCCUGCGUCCGUUGAAACUUGUUUCUGGCAUACCAAGUCUGCAAGUGGUCUUAUUUUCAAUAUUAAAAGCAAUGGCACCACUCCUCCAAAUUGGACUAUUAGUGUUAUUCGCCAUUGUCAUUUUUGCUAUAAUCGGUUUAGAAUUUUACUCAGGCGUCAUGCAUAAUACAUGCUACAACAUCACAUACAAACCGUAUAAAAUUGAAGAAGAAGGCGGCAAAGAGGUUCCGUGUAAUAUGGAAAAAAAAUACGGAGCUAAUCCGUGUUCAGAAGACAACACAAUAUUAUGCUUACCUGGAUGGAAAGGACCAAAUAAUGGAAUUACAAAUUUUGAUAAUAUCGGAUUUGCAAUGCUCACAGUUUUCCAGUGCAUCACUAUGGAAGGUUGGACUCCAAUUAUGUACUGGCUCGAUGAUGCAGUUGGUCCUCAGUACAAUUGGUUGUAUUUUAUUCCAUUAAUUGUGUUGGGCUCAUUUUUUAUGUUGAAUCUAAUUCUUGGUGUUUUAAGCGGCGAAUUUGCAAAAGAAAGAGAAAAAGUGGAGAAUAGACAAGAGUUUUUAAAACUUCGGCGACGACAACAGGUUCAAAAAGAGCUUGAUGGUUACGUUGAUUGGAUUUGCAAGGCAGAAGAGACAAUUUUGGCAGAGGACCGAACAACCGAUGAAGAAAAAAUGCAUAUUUUAGACGUGCGUCGACGUCGUGCAGCCAAAAAGCGAAAAUUAAAACUGGCCGGCAAAUCAAAAUCCACGGAUACGGAGGAUGAAAGUGCUUACGAAGAUGAAUUUUCAAGCUUACGAAAGAGUAAGUCAGAGCGUGAAGGUAGUUUUUGGAUUGUUGAAAAACGUUUUCGUUUUCGAAUUCGACGCAUGGUAAAAACGCAGUGGUUUUAUUGGACUGUGAUUGUUUUGGUGUUCUUAAAUACGGCAUUUGUAGCUUCAGAACACUAUGGCCAACCUGAAUGGUUAAAGAGAUUUUUGGAUUAUACGGAAUUCAUUUUUCUUGGACUAUUCAUCUCGGAAAUGUGCCUUAAAAUUUAUGCGAUUCGACCGCGAAAAUACUUUGAAUCGGCCUUCAAUCGAUUUGAUUGCAUCGUAAUAUUUGCCUCUGUGUUCGAAAUCAUUUGGACAGAAUGGAAAGGUGACUCCUUCGGUUUGUCUGUGUUACGUGCACUUCGUUUGCUGCGCAUUUUCAAAGUCACCAAAUAUUGGUCGUCACUGCGAAAUCUUGUGAUAUCAUUGCUGAAUUCAAUGAGAUCGAUUAUUUCGUUACUUUUCCUUCUCUUUUUGUUCAUUAUGAUUUUCGCAAUGUUGGGAAUGCAAAUAUUUGGUGGAGCUUUUAAUUUUGAUUCGGGCACACCAGCAGCCAACUUUGAUACGUUUGGUACUUCGUUGUUAACUGUGUUUCAAAUAUUGACGGGAGAAGAUUGGAACGAGGUGAUGUACCAAGGAAUCGUAUCACAAAAAUCAUAUUAUAACAUGAUUUAUUCAUCAUACUUUAUCAUCUUGACGCUCUUCGGUAACUAUACAUUAUUGAACGUGUUCCUGGCUAUUGCUGUCGAUAAUUUGGCAAACGCACAGGAAUUAACGGCCGCUGAAGAGGAGAAAGAAGAAGAAGAUCGAGACAAACAACUUCAAGAAUUGGAAAAGGAAAUGGAAGCACUGAACGCCGACAAAGCUGGAAAAUCCGAACCGGAGAAUAUCACAACGGUUGCAAUUUCGAAAAAAACUCGAACUAAACCCAAAGCAGAAAUCCCAAUAGAUGAAACGGGACCAAAACCUAUGCUUCCUUAUUCAUCACUGUUCAUUUUUUCAUCAACAAAUUCAAUUCGGUGUGCAGCUCAUUGGAUAGUAAAUUUAAAGUAUUUUGAUUUUUUUAUAAUGUUAAUCAUUGGCUUAUCGUCAAUGGCUUUGGCGGCUGAGGAUCCUGUAGAUGAACAUUCGUCAAGAAACCAAAUCCUUAAUAAUUUCGAUCAUGCGUUCACCGCUGUUUUUGCGGUGGAAAUGUUUCUGAAGAUUAUCGAUUUGGGUUUGUUAUUCCAUCCCGGGAGCUAUUUGCGUGAUAUCUGGAAUGUAAUGGAUGCAAUUGUAGUUGUUUGUGCAUUACUCAGUUUCGGAUUUAGUUUUUUUGAUGGUGGUGGAAGCAUAGGACAAAAUUUGGCCACAAUAAAAUCGUUGCGUGUUCUUCGUGUUUUGAGACCAUUGAAAACCAUCAAAAGAAUCCCGAAAUUGAAAGCCGUCUUUGAUUGCGUAGUUGGAUCGCUUAAGAAUGUCGUAAACAUUUUGAUUGUUUAUUUAUUAUUCCAAUUCAUUUUCGCCGUAAUUGGCGUUCAGUUAUUCAGCGGCAAAUUCUUUUAUUGCACUGAUCCAAGUAUGAACACCGCUGAAACGUGUCGGGGAAGCUAUUUUGAAUUUAGCAAAGGUGAAUUCUUACCCGAGAAAAAAGAUCGAGAAUGGAAAAUACAAGAUUUCCACUAUAAUAAUGUAGCAGCUGCCAUGCUAACCUUAUUCGCAGUCCAAACAACAGAAGGCUGGCCGACUGUAUUAAGAAAUUCGAUGGCUGCAAGCUCUGAAGAUCAAGGACCCAUUCAAAAUUAUCGAUUGGAAAUGUCCAUAUUCUAUAUUGUUUAUUUCGUCGUCUUUCCAUUUUUCUUCGUCAACAUAUUCGUUGCAUUGAUUAUAAUAACAUUUCAAGAGCAGGGCGAAUCUGAGCUGCAAGAUGGUGGAAUUGAUAAAAAUCAGAAAUCAUGCAUCGACUUUGCAAUUAACGCGCGACCUUUCGCCACUUAUAUCCCACCGAAGCGCAAAAAGUAUAAAUAUAAAGUUUGGAAAAUGGUUGUUUCGCCACCAUUUGAUUACGUCAUCAUGGCAUUAAUUGUGUUAAAUACUGUGCUAUUAAUGAUGAAAUAUCAUGGACAAAACGAAAAGUACGAUGAUAUAUUGCGAGGUAUAAAUAAGGUAUUCACUGGUUUAUUUACCAUUGAAGCACUUUUGAAAAUAUUUGGUUUUGGUAUUAAGAAUUACUUCAGAGACGCCUGGAACAUAUUUGAUUUUAUCACUGUUGUCGGUAGCAUCAUCGAUGCAAUCGUAUCAGACAUGGACAAAAAUAAACAAAAGACAGCAAUGGGUGACAUAAAUAUCUAUAAUAGUUUUACUCAGUGGGUGGCAAGUACGUUGAAUUUGGGAUUUCUGCGACUGUUUAGAGCGGCUAGAUUGAUCAAACUACUGCGUCAAGGGGACACAAUUAGAAUAUUACUAUGGACAUUUGUUCAAUCAUUUAAAGCUUUGCCAUACGUUUGUUUACUCAUUGCGAUGCUAUUUUUUAUCUAUUCAAUCAUUGGAAUGCAGGUUUUUGGGCAGAUCAUUCUCGACCCAGAGACGGACAUCAAUCGACACAAUAACUUCCGAACAUUUUUUGGUGGACUUAUGCUGCUUUUUCGGUGUGCAACAGGAGAGGCAUGGAAUAAUAUAAUGAUAUCAUGUGUUAAAUCAGAUUGUGAAAAUGGAAAUAGAUAUUGUGGUUACCCAUUGGCAUUUGGUUACUUUGUUUCAUUCAUAUUUCUAUGUUCGUUUUUGAUGUUGAAUCUAUUUGUUGCUGUUAUUAUGGAUAAUUUUGAUUAUUUAACGAGAGACACGAGCAUUUUGGGAGCACAUCAUUUGGAUGAGUUUGUGCGCAUAUGGGGCCAAUACGAUCCAGCGGCUGAUGGCAAAAUACACUACACCGAAAUGUAUGAUAUGUUGAAAAAUAUCGCUCCACCCUUGGGUUUCGGAAAUAAAUGUCCAAACCGUCUUGCGUACAAGAAGCUCAUGCGGAUGAACAUGCCACUAGAUGAUGAUAAAAAAGUGAAUUUUACAACAACUCUAUUUGCUUUGAUUCGAGAAAAUCUAUCGAUAAAAAUGAGAGGUGCCGAAGAAAUGGAUGUUGCUGACGAAGAAUUGCGUGAAACGAUUCGAAUGAUUUGGCCAUUACAAGCACGAAAAAUGAUGGACUUACUCGUGCCACGAAUUGAGAUGCUCAACAAACACAAUUUGACUGUUGGAAAAAUUUAUGGUGGUCUUUUAAUUCUAGAAUCAUGGAGGAGCACACGUUUUGGAAAAAGAAAAAGUCGCUUUGGGAAAAGUAUUUUUGGAUGCAUAUUGGGUGCCGCAACCCAGGAAAAACAGGAAAAGAAACGACGCAAACGUAACAGAAAAGAACAGACACUCGGUGCCGUUGUUGGAGAAGACCAUAGGAGAAAUCAUACAAGAAAUCAUACAAGAAAUCAUCUUCAAAUACCCGAUUCACAUAGGGACAUGCGAUCCCCGCACCGACACAGCACUGUUUCUCAAGACAUUGCACUAUCAGAUACGGUUGCAAAUUUCGUCGACUUUGUUAAAGAAGGACGCAACACCCGUCAUCGUUAUCGACAUAAUAUGCAUACAAGAUACAGAGGAUCUUGGUCGACAACAUCAAGUCCAGUGCGUUCUCCAUCACCGAGAAAUUCAAAUGCUGGAUUAAAUGGCUAUGGCACAACAAGUUUACAGCAAAGAUCUCGUUCGCCAAGUCCUUCUCACUCAAAAUCAACUCAUUUCAGAGAUUAUCAACAAAGUUAUCAAGUGUUACAUGCUCGACGUGGUCGUGGUCGAGUUUUGCCCGCAACACCAAAUAAACCAUCCAUUUUACAAAUCCCAGAAACAGAAAUUAAAUACGCUGAUUUGCAUUCGAGUACACCACGGUAUUCCAGGCAAAGAAAACGAUCAAUGGCUACACCACACAGUGUUCAUGCAUUCCCUCAUUCUUGGAGUGCAACAUUUAACAAUAACAAUCCAAUUCGACGUGAAAGUUUCGAUGAAGUAAAUUAUCCGCGUUUUCGCGAUAAAGAAAGAGAAUUAUAUGAGAGACAAGUGGCAUUUGAACGUGAACUGGAAAAAGAGCGUCUUGAGGUAGAAGCUGACACACCAAUGUCAUUCGAAGAUGCAAUGGUUAUGGGCCGAACUGGCCGUUCAUUUGCAUCGACAUCACUCAAUCGCCAAAGAUCGACAAUAGUCAGUCGAAACUAUGAUUUAGAUGAAGAAGACUGGUGCUAAUUACAAUAAAAUUCAAUAUUUCCGUACAGCCUAUAGGCUUUAUAGAGCCAACCAACAAACAAAGCCUUGAUAAAUCAAAAUUCGCACAAUGAAGUUCGAAUACAUAACAAUAUACAAUACCUAAUCAGUAUUAUUUGUCAAAAUAUUGUCAAUAUUCUUAUGAACUUCAGCACGUUUCGCUUUUUUGUGAAUAUUGUUAUUGUUGUAUUGUUGCCUUUGUUUUGGCAAAAUAAAAACAGAUUACAUGAGUUUUUUUUACUUUGUUUAAGAAAUAACUUAAUUAAUAAAUGAAAACACAAGCACACGUUCGGCAGUUAACCGUUAAUUCGUCCGUGUCAGUUUUUGAGUAGCAAACGAUUAUGGUGUCUGGAGAUAUCGAAAUAAAGUUGAUUCGCACUCAAAGAGUAUUCUAUUUAAUGUUUACUUGUCUUGUGCUUUCAGUUAUUAUGUCACGAGUCUAAUUGCCAAGGCAAGCAUUGUCAAUUUCAAAUCACAAAGUCAAAAUAAUAAAAUGUUUGAGCAUUGUCA